UUUAAAAGGAUAACCGACAAAACGAGUCGGUGAAUUUUCCUAUACACCGUUUUCAAAUUGAUUGGAGGUUUGAUUUUCUCAAUUCGAAAAUAUCGAACGAAUCGAGCAUGAAAGCUUCGUCUUCAUCGUCAUCUCCACCACCAACACCACCACCACAACCACCAUCGUCGUCUUCAUCUUCGUCUUCGAUAGAUUCGUACAUAGGAAGCUUCAUCAGUUUAACGUCCAAGUACGAGAUUCGGUACGAGGGCGUUCUUUACUACCUCAAUCCCCAAGAUUCCACCCUUGGCUUGCAGAACGUGAGGUCUUAUGGAACUGAGGGGCGAAAGAAAGAUGGUCCACAAAUUCCUCCGAGUGAUAAAGUGUAUGAGUACAUUCUGUUUCGUGGAAGUGACAUUAAGGAUUUGAUAGUGAAAUCUUCACCACCUGCUCAGAAGGAGGAGCUGAUACAGAAUGAUCCUGCAAUUAUACAGUCACACAGCUUGUUGGGCCCUUCAAGUUCAUCAAAAUCAGUUUCAGUUGGUGGUGGAUCUUCGAUGCAAUUCAGCUCUCACCAGGAACCUCCUACUUUAGCCAAUACGUCCUAUCCUGGCACAUUGCCAUCAAAUCAAUAUGAAAUGCCAGUGGGUCCUGGGGUUCCUCUGCAAGCAACUCAAAAUGCCAAUGCGGCAUCUUUGGCCAUGCCAAUGUUUUGGCCCGGAUAUAAUGGAACGUCAAGCAAUAGCCUUUAUGCUCCACAACAGCCUAAUCCAUUAGUGCCCAUGUCUUCUAGUACAACAUCAUUGCCUGGAACAGUGCAGAAUCUUCUACAGCCUUAUGUGACUCCAGCAUCUAUGGGAUUAACAUAUUCAUCAGGUGUUGCUGCUCCUCUAUCUUCACUUAGCACUUCUAAUCCUGUACAUUUAAAUAUUACACAUUCUCUUCCUCAAGAACAACAUCCUACUUCUUUCAUUAUGCCUUCCUCCUUGUCUGUGAAGACAUCUCCACCUUCUCAUCCUGCACUUCUGACUGCUAGUAGAUUAACCAUGUCUCCAUUUCCUUCAUCUUGUCAAGACGAGAAUGCUAUUGAAGCUGCAAUUGUUGGUAAAAUGGGUUCUGACUCAGUAACAGCCCUUUCUGGUCAGUCCUUGCCAUGCUCUGCUUCUUCUGUUGCAGAUUCCACAUUAGGCCCCUUGUUAAAGGUACCACCAACUUUGUUAACUCCAUAUCAGUUAUCACAGCCUAGGCCACCUCUUCUUUCUUCUGCACAGAACCCCUACCCUGAUCAGAAAGAUAUGCUUGCCCUUAAUUCAGCAUCCCCAAAUUUGUCGUCCUCAAUUACUACUACAGCAGUUCAACCGCCACUAUUGCCAUUGCCACACUCUGUCUCCGCACAACAGUUCACCGAGGAAUUUGAUUUUGAAGCCAUGAAUGAGAAGUUUAAAAAGGACGAAGUAUGGGGUUAUCUUGGAGGUACAAAGCAAAGGGAUGAAACAGAGGGAUUUGAGGACAAUGCAGUUGCUCAAAACUUGGGGCAUGAAGGGGGUUUUGGCUCGGCACCGAAGAUUGACCCCAAACCUGCAUAUAGUAAGGAUGAGUUCUUUGACACGAUAUCUUGUAAUUCACUUGCCCGUGGAGCAAGAAACGGACAGAAUAGGUUCUCAGAGCGAAUGAAGCAGGAUACUGAGACUUUUGGCAAUUUCCCCCAGAGACCUCAUCUUGGUUAUGGAGGCUAUGGAGCUGGACGAGGUGAGAACUAUCAUGGCUCAUAUAACAGGGGAAGGGGAUAUAACUACAAUGGAAGGGGCCGUGGUGGAUACUAUCGCAUAUGACAUUUGAAUUUUGAAUUCUCCAAAGGUGCAUGCUUGCUUGUGGUUCACAGUUAAAUACUGUUGCCCUUUGUUUCUUCAAGACAGCUAUUUGAGGAAUGAAUCUCAUCAGGAUCACUACUGUGGAAAUUUGUGAAGAUUCCGUCUUGAGUUUUUCUUGGUAGGAACCAUUAAAAUCACUAAUUAUGGCAGGCUCAUGGUUUUUUGGCUCAUGAGUCGGCCUUACUAGUUUACUUUUUAGAACAGAUGCUCGUAUGGGAAUUGUAUGUUGGAUCAGUUUUAAACUCCAACCCUCUCCCUUUCUUCUUUCUAUCUAAUGUCCUCAAGCAAACAUAAGGAAAUAUGUGAUACUAGUAUUAGUAUGCUUUGUUACUGUUAUUUUCGUAAUUGGGUUGCAAUACCUGGAUUGGUGCCUAUUGUAAAGUCCGAUGGCAGUCUGGAGUUUGGUGUAUUAUUGCCGGAAAUAUGCUUUAAUUGCUAAUAUCUGAUCUACUUUGCUCCUUGGAAAUCAAUAAGUUUCAUUACAUUUUACAUAGCA
Molecule: messenger RNA, 2346 nt
Organism: Camellia sinensis
Lineage: Eukaryota; Viridiplantae; Streptophyta; Magnoliopsida; Ericales; Theaceae
Product: decapping 5-like protein
Biological process (GO): cytoplasmic stress granule assembly; P-body assembly
Cellular component (GO): P-body
Molecular function (GO): mRNA binding
Source: RefSeq, a predicted model, not a curated record